CAAAAGAGGACAGCCCAUUUGUAACAGUAAACAGACCGGAACCCAGACCGGAACUCAAAUCCUUCAUAUUGGUUCGCAAAUAUGCCAUUAGCAGCUCCACCCACCACCUCCUUCCCGUUUAAUUUAGCUCUAUCUCCAUUUCUGAAAGCUUCGUCAAUUGUUCAUAUGCUGCUUGCAAUAGAGUUUUCUUGCUGAAUAGCCAGAUGCUAAACAGAAGCCGACCAAGUUCAAUACUUUGGAACUUGGUGUCUCUCACAUUUCGGUAAUUACUCAGCUACUGGUAAAUAUGAUUUUUCUUCAUAGACAUGGCUGCAGAAGUAGUUGCAUGCUCAGAAACCUCAGUAUAAAGCUCUUUUAUGAAAACCCUUUGCAUCAAUACUUGUCCAAGCUGAAGAGUGUGGAUGCUUGGUCAUAUAGUUUGAGUCCCAGUGUUAGUACUCUGACGCCAAUACACUGUUUGAAUCAACCCCACUCUGACAUAGCACCCAAAGUUGCUUCCACUGGAUUUCUUGGCAUAUAUGAGCGAUUUUCAUUGCAUAGGUUUUACUCAUCCCCAUCUCGAUCUUUUCGAAGGAGAGAAAAUAAGAGAUUAGAAGCUAGUAGAAAACCAACUCUUAAUCAAUCCCAAUUUCAAAAAUCGGUAUCACAGUUGUUGCCUAGAUUUACACCUGAAGAACUGUGCGAUGUUAUAACCAAGCAAGAUGAUCCUCUUGUGUGUUUAGAGUUGUUCAAUUGGGCAUCCCAACAGCCGCGGUUCAAACAUGAUGUUAGCAGUUAUCACAUCACGAUAAAAAAACUUGGUGUGGCUAAGAUGUAUGAGGAGAUGGAUGAUAUUGUCAACCAAGUGCUUGCUAUAUCUCACAUGGGUUCCGAGGCGCUUUUUAAUUCCAUUAUCUACUUUUUCACUGAAGCUCGGAAGUUGACUAGAGCUGUCAAUAUAUUUAAACACAUGAAGAACAGUAGAAACAUGGACUGCAGACCUUCAGUUAGGACAUACAAUAUUCUCUUUACUGCCUUUUUGAGUAGGGGAUGUAAUACCUACAUAAAUCACAUGUAUAUGGAAACCAUUAGAUGUUUGUUUAGGCAAAUGGUGGACGAUGGGAUUGAACCUGAUAUUUAUACUUUGAAUUCUAUGAUUAAGGGAUAUGUUCUUUCUCUUCAUGUGAAUGAUGCAUUAAGAGUAUUCCAUCAGAUGGGAGUGGUCUAUAAUUGCUUGCCAAACACAUUUUCCUAUGAUUAUCUCAUCCAUGGAUUAUGUGCUCAAGGCCGAACAAACAAUGCUAAGCAGUUGUGCAAUGAAAUGAAGUCUAAAGGAUUUAUUCCGAGUAGUAAGUCUUACAACUCGCUUGUGAAUGCUUUGGCUCUUAAUGGUGAUAUAGAGGAGGCAGUGAAGUAUUUGUGGGAAAUGAUUGAGAAGCGAAGGACAACUGAAUUCAUUACUUAUAAGACAGUACUUGAUGAAAUCUGUAGACAAGGAAAGGUCAAAGAGGCUAUGAAGUUGCUAAAAGAAUUUCAAGAGAAAGACAUUCUGAGUGGGCAUGCCUACAGGAAGCUCCGACAUGUGCUUGAAGAUGACUAUGGAGAUUCUGUAUCCCAUACUCGAUUGAGAUAAAUUUUGUCUAAAGGAUACACACUUGUUUAUUGCUGAGGUAGCCAAUGCAUCAUUACUUAUACACAAGGUUGCCACUUAGUACUACAGCUUAGGCCACACUCCAUGCUUAUUUGAAGGCAGCAUGUAUUCAGGCCACCCCUCUUCCACUGGCACAUUCCCAUGUGGCAUCAUCCUCCUCGUCCAAGCCAAAACCGGGUGUUUUAUUCAAUUGGUAAGGAGCACGACCAGUCGGACCAGACCUCUCUUCAACAGUUCAACUCCGUGGACUCAGUGAGAAGGUGAAAAAUGAUUCAAUGGAGAAGGUGGCAUGUGUGGCUGGGCUUCUGGUGGAAGCAAUGAACUGUUGCCUGAUUAGAAACUAAUAAUCAGUUUGACAUGUGUGGCUAAAUGAAACUGAUAAUUAAUUUGAAAGAUGUUAGCCACCGAUUCAUACUUGCAUAGUAUAUGUUGUGCACUUAUUGUUCUAUCAAAUAGAUUUUCAAGUUUUUGCCUUCUGUCACAGGAUUGAAAUUUCUUGUCACACUUGUUAAAAGCUUUUAAUCUUUUUUUAAUUAGGGCGUGCUUUUAUUGUAAUCAAUUACAACCAAGGGUGAAUGUUUUAUUUUAGAAGCAUUAAUGCAUAUAUCUAUUGUAUUCACUG
Molecule: messenger RNA, 2252 nt
Organism: Argentina anserina (silverweed cinquefoil)
Lineage: Eukaryota; Viridiplantae; Streptophyta; Magnoliopsida; Rosales; Rosaceae
Product: pentatricopeptide repeat-containing protein At2g27800, mitochondrial-like
Exons: 4
Coding region: 287-1612 (441 amino acids)
Molecular function (GO): protein binding
Source: RefSeq, a predicted model, not a curated record